This is a messenger RNA of Xyrauchen texanus (razorback sucker), 10176 nucleotides long. RefSeq names its product mucin-2-like. The coding region runs from base 119 to 9004 and encodes 2961 amino acids. The transcript is spliced from 13 exons. Gene Ontology annotation, biological process: cell-cell junction assembly. Lineage: Eukaryota; Metazoa; Chordata; Actinopteri; Cypriniformes; Catostomidae. The record is from RefSeq and is a predicted model, not a curated record.
CACCUUCAUAGUGGACGUAAAAACCCAGACAAAUACGAAGACAUUACUGAAACGUCUGAUACGGCAUAUUUUUUUUUUCAAUGUGUAUUUAUUUGUAUGAACGGCACUCAAGUGAAGAAUGUUACUGACACGUCGACUACUCGUCUCAAUAUUUAUCUUGACCUCAGGACCAACAAGCACUCUAUCUGGCAGCACAACUACAGUAUUCCAAAGCAAUGUCACAACUCCAGUCAUACCAACACAUGAUGGUAAUGUCACAUCUCUAUCUCUACCUACUCAAAGUAAUGUGACAAGCUCAUCCACAACUACACAGGGAAAUGCUACAAGUUCAUCAGUGAGUACACCAGGGAAUGCCACAAUUCCACUCUUGACUACAUCAAGCCAUGCCACAGUUCCACCUACAAUUGUAAAAACAACAGCAGCCAACAACACAAGACCACCUGUAUCUACACCAGGGAAUGCUACAAACCAUCCUGUAUCUGCACCAGGAACAACCACAAAUCCUCCUGUAACUGCACCAGGCAAUGCCACAACUUCUUUACCUGUGCAAGGGAACAGCACAACACAGUUAAUAACUACAAGAGGCAAUGCCACUAGUCCUUUUAGUACAUUAGGCAACACUACAGCAACAAUUUCAACAACAGGCAGUGUCACUACUACUACACCCCGAAGUACAGCAGGAAAUUCAACAAUUACAGCACAAACUUCACCAAAAAAUGCCACAACUCCACCGAUAACUACCCUAAGCAAUGGGACAUUUCCACACUUAACCACACAUGUUUCAAUACAAACUACACCUGGGAAUGUCACAAUACCACCCAUCACUACAAUAUGGAAUGCUACCACACAACAAAAUAUACAAGGUAAUGCUACAGCACCACCCAUCAUUACACCAGAGAAUGCUACAACACAACAAAUCACUUCACUAGGGAACAUUACAACACCAACCAUCACUACACAAGGGAAUGCUACCAUACAACAGAGUACACAAGGGAAUGCUACAGCACCACCCAUUAUUACACCAGUGAAUGCUACAACACCACCCAUCACUACACAAGGGAACAAUACAACACCAAUCAUCACUACACCAGGGAAUGCUACAACACUACCCAUAACUACACCAGGAAACGCUACAACAAUACCCAUCACUACAACAGGGAAUGCUACCACUCAACAAACUACACAAGGUAAUGCUACAGCACCACCCAUCAUUACACCAGGGAAUGCUACAACACAACACAUCACUUCACUAGGGAACAGUACAACACCAAUCAUCACUACACCAGGGAAUGCUACAAAACUACCCAUAACUACACCAGGAAACGCUACAACACUACCCAUCACUACAAAAGGGAAUGAUACCACACAACAAACUACACAAGGUAAUGCUACAGCACCACCCAUCAUUACACCAGGGAAUGCUACAACACAACACAUCACUACAGUAGGUAACAAUACAACACUAAUCAUCACUACACCAGGGAAUGCUACAACACUACCCAUAACUACACCAGGAAACGCUACAACACCACCCAUAACUUCAACAGGGAAUGCUACCACACAACAAACUACACAAGGGAAUGCUACAACUCCAUCAGUCAAUACACAAGGGAAUGCAACCACACCACUUACUACACCAGGGAAUGCUACAACACUACCCAUUACCACACCAGGGAACACUACAACACCACCUACAACUACACCAGGAAACGCUACAACACCACCCAUCACAACAACAGAGAAGGCAAACACACCAAUAACUACACCAGGGAACUCUACAGGACCACCCAUUUUUACACCAGGGAACACUACAACACAUCCCAUCUCUACACCAGGGAAUGCUACAAUACCACUAUCUACAUCAGGGAAUGCUACAACACCACCCAUUACUACACUAGGGAAUGCUACAACAAUACCCAUAACUAAACCAGGAAAUGCUACAACACCACCCAUCACUACAAAAGAGAAUGCUACCACACAACAAACUACACAAGGGAACGCUACAGUACCAACCAUCAUUACACCAGGGAAUAUUACAACAUCACCCAUUACUACACAAGGGAACACUACAACACAUCCCAUCUCUACACCAGGGAAUGCUACCAUACCACUAACUACACCAGGGAAUGCUACAACACCACCAAUUACUACAUCAGGGAAUGCUACAACACUGCCCAUACCUACACCAGGAAAUGCUACAACACCACCCAUUACUACAUCAGGGAAUGCUACAACACCAUCAAUCACUACAUUAGGGAAUGCAACCACACCACUUACUACACCAGAGAAUGCUACAACACAACCCAUCACAACAACAGGGAAUGCUAACACACUGCUAACUACACCAGGGAACGCUACAGGACCACCCAUCAUUACACCAGGGAAUGCUACAACACCACCCAUCACUACACUUUGGAACACUACAACACCACCUAUCACUACACAAGGGAAUGCUACAGCACCUCCCAUCUCUACACCAGUGAAUGCUACCAUAGCACUAACUACAUCAGGGAAUGCUACAACACCACCCAUUACCACACCAGUGAACGCUACAACACCACCUACCAUUACACCAGGGAACGCUACAACAACUCCCAUCACAACAACAGGUAAUGCUAGCACACCACUAACUACACAAGGGAACGAAACAGGACCACCCAUCAUAACACCAGGGAAUGCUACAACAACACCCAUGGCAACAACAGGGAAUGCUAGCACACCACUAUCUACACCAGGGAACGCUACAGGACUACCAAUCAUUACACCAGGGAAUGCUACAACACCACCACUCACUUCAGUUUGGAACACUUCAACACCAUCCAUCACUACACCAGGAAACACUACAGCAUCACCCAUCACUACACCAGGGAAUACUACCACAGCACUAACUACACCAUUGAACGCUACAGAACCACCCAUUACUACGCAAGAGAAUGCUACCACACCACUAACUACACCAGGGAAUGCUACAAAACUACCCAUAUCUACACCAGGAAAUGCUACAACACCACCCAUCACUACAAUAGGGAAUGCUACCACACAACAAACUACACCAGGGAAUGCUACAGCACCACCCAUUAUUACACCAGGGAACAUUACAUCACCACCCAUUACUACACAAGAGAAUUCUACAACACCAUCAAUAACUACACUAGAGAAUGCAACCACACCACUUACUACACCAGGGAAUGCUACAACACCACCCAUUACCACACCAGGGAAUGCUACAACACCACCUACCACUACAGCAGGGAACACUACAACACCACCCAUCACAACAACAAGGAAUGCAAGCACACCACUAACUACACCAGGGAACGCUACAGGAUCACCAUUCAUUACACCAGGAAAUGCUACAACACCACCCAUCACUUCAGUUUGGAACACUACAACACCACACAUCACUACACAAGGGAAUGCUACAACACAUCCUAUCUCUACACCAGAGAAUGCUACCAUAUCACUAACUACAUCAGGAAACGCUACAACACUACCCAUUACUACAUCAGGGAAUGUUACAACACUACCCAUUCCUACACUAGGGAAUGCUACAACACUACCCAUAACUACACCAGGAAACAAUACAACACCACCCAUCACUACAACAGGGAAUGCUUCCACACAACUAACUACACAAGGGAACACUACAGCACCACCCAUAAUUACACCAGGGAAUAUUACAACAUCACCCAUUACUACACAAGGGAAUGCUACAACACCUUCAAUCACUUCACUAGGGAAUGCAACCACACCACUUACUACACCUGGGAACGCUACAGCACCACCCAUUACCACACCAGGGAAUGCUACAACACCAGCUAACACUACACCAGAGAACGCUACAACACCACCCAUCACAACAACAGGGAAUGCUAGCACACCGCUAACUACACCAGGGAACGCUACAGGACCACCCAUCAUAACACCAGGGAAUGCUACAACACCACUAACUACACCAGGGAACGCUACAGGAUCACCCUUCAUUACACCAGGAAAUGCUACAACACCACCCAUCACUUCAGUUUGGAACACUACAACACCACCCAUCACUACACAAGGGAAUGCUACAACACACCCUAUCUCUACACCAGGGAAUGCUACCAUAUCACUAACUACAUCAGGGAACGCUACAACACCACCCAUUACUACACCAGGGAAUGCUACAACACCACCACUCACUUCAGUUUGGAACACUUCAACACCAUCCAUCACUACACCAGGAAACACUACAGCAUCACCCAAAACUACACCAGGGAAUACUACCACAGCACUAACUACACCAUUGAACGCUACAGAACCACCUAUUACUACGCAAGAGAAUGCUACCACACCACUAACUACACCAGGGAAUGCUACAAAACUACCCAUAUCUACACCAGGAAAUGCUACAACACCACCCAUCACUACAAUAGGGAAUGCUACCACACAACAAACUACACCAGGGAAUGCUACAGCACCACCCAUUAUUACACCAGGGAACAUUACAACACCACCCAUUACUACACAAGAGAAUUCUACAACACCAUCAAUAACUACACUAGAGAAUGCAACCACACCACUUACUACACCAGGGAAUGCUACAACACCACCCAUUACCACACCAGGGAAUGCUACAACACCACCUACCACUACAGCAGGGAACACUACAACACCACCCAUCACAACAACAAGGAAUGCAAGCACACCACUAACUACACCAGGGAACGCUACAGGAUCACCCUUCAUUACACCAGGAAAUGCUACAACACCACCCAUCACUUCAGUUUGGAACACUACAACACCACACAUCACUACACAAGGGAAUGCUACAACACAUCCUAUCUCUACACCAGAAAAUGCUACCAUAUCUCUAACUACAUCAGGAAACGCUACAACACUACCCAUUACUACAUCAGGGAAUGUUACAACACUACCCAUUCCUACACUAGGGAAUGCUACAACACUACCCAUAACUACACCAGGAAACAAUACAACACCACCCAUCACUACAACAGGGAAUGCUUCCACACAACUAACUACACAAGGGAACACUACAGCACCACCCAUAAUUACACCAGGGAAUAUUACAACAUCACCCAUUACUACACAAGGGCAUGCUACAACACCUUCAUUCACUACACUAGGGAAUGCAACCACACCACUUACUACACCUGGGAACGCUACAGCACCACCCAUUACCACACCAGGGAAUGCUACAACACCAGCUAACACUACACCAGAGAACGCUACAACACCACCCAUCACAACAACAGGGAAUGCUAGCACACCGCUAACUACACCAGGGAAUGCUACAGGACCACCCAUCAUAACACCAGGGAAUGCUACAACACCACUAACUACACUAGGGAACGCUACAGGAUCACCCUUCAUUACACCAGGAAAUGCUACAACACCACCCAUCACUUCAGUUUGGAACACUACAACACCACCCAUCACAACAACAAGGAAUGCAAGCACACCACUAACUACACCAGGGAACGCUACAGGAUCACCCUUCAUUACACCAGGAAAUGCUACAACACCACCCAUCACUUCAGUUUGGAACACUACAACACCACACAUCACUACACAAGGGAAUGCUACAACACACCCUAUCUCUACACCAGGGAAUGCUACCAUAUCACUAACUACAUCAGGGAACGCUACAACACCACCCAUUACUACAUCAGGGAAUGUUACAACACUACCCAUUCCUACACUAGGGAAUGCUACAACACUACCCAUAACUACACCAGGAAACAAAACAACACCACCCAUCACUACAACAGGGAAUGCUACCACACAACUAACUACACAAGGGAACACUACAGCACCACCCAUAAUUACACCAGGGAAUAUUACAACAUCACCCAUUACUACACAAGGGAAUGCUACAACACCUUCAAUCACUACACUAGGGAAUGCAACCACACCCCUUACUACACCAGGGAACACUACAGCACCACCCAUUACCACUCCAGGGAAUGCUACAACACCAGCUAACACUACACCAGAGAACGCUACAACACCACCCAUCACAACAACAGGGAAUGCUAGCACACCGCUAACUACACCAGGGAACGCUACAGGACCACCCAUCAUAACACCAGGGAAUGCUACCAUACCACUAACUACAUCAGGGAAUGCUACAACACCACCCAUUACUACAUCAGGGAACUCUACAACACCACCUUCCACUACACCAGGGAACACUACAACACCACCCAUCACUACACAAUGGAAUGCUACAACACAUCCUAUGUCUACACCAUGGAAUACUACCAUAUCACUAACUACAUCAGGAAAUGCUACAACACCACCCAUUACUACAUCAGGGAAUGCUACAACACCACCCAUUACUACUCUAGGGAAUGCUACAACACUACCUAUAGCUACACCAGGAAACACUACAACACCACCCAUCUCUACAACAGGGAAUGCUACCACUCAACAAACUACACAAGGGAAUGUAACAGCACCACCCAUCAUUACACCAGGGAAUAUUACAACACCACCCAUUACUACACAAGGGAAUACUACAACACCAUCAAUCACUACACUAGAGAAUGCAACCACACCACUUACUACAGCAGGGAAUGCUACAACACCACCUAUUACCACACCAGGGAAUGCUACAACACCAUCUACCACUACACCAGGGAACGCUACAACACCACACAUCACAACAACAGGGAAUGCUAGCACACCACUACCUACACCAGGGAAUGCUACAACACCACCCAUCACUACACAAGGGAAUGCUACAGCACUUCCCAUCACUACACCAGGGAAUGCUACCAUACCACUAACUACAUUAGGGAACGCUACAACACCACCCAUUACUAUACCAGGGAACGCUACACUACCACCUACCACUACACCAGAGAAUGCUACAACACCAUCAAUCUCUACACUAGGGAAUGCAACCAAACCACUUACUACACCAGGGAACGCUACAACACCACCCAUUACCACACCAGGGAACUCUACAACACUACCUAUCACUACACCAGGGAACACUACAACACCACCCAUCACUACACAAUGGAAUGCUACAACACAUCCUAUCUCUACACCAGGGAAUACUACCAUAUCACUAACUACAUCAUGGAAUGCUACAACACCACCCAUUACUACAUCAGGGAAUGCUACAACACCACCCAUUACUACUCUAGGGAAUGCUACAACACUACCUAUAGCUACACCAGGAAACGCUACAACACCACCCAUCACUACAACAGGGAAUGCUACCACUCAACAAACUACACAAGGGAAUGCAACAGCACCACCCAUCAUUACACCAGGGAAUAUUACAACACCACCCAUUACUACACAAGGGAAUACUACAACACCAUCAAUCACUACACUAGAGAAUGCAACCACACCACUUACUACACCAGGGAAUGCUACAACACCACCCAUUACCACACCAGGGAAUGCUACAACACCAUCUACCACUACACCAGGGAAUGCUACAACAUCACACAUCACAACAACAGGGAAUACUAGCACACCACUAACUACACCAGGGAAUACUACAACACCACCCAUCACUACACAAGGAUAUGCUACAACGCCUCCCAUCUCUACACCAGAGAAUGCUACCAUACCACUAACUACAUUAGGGAACGCUACAACACCACCCAUUACUACAUCAGGGAAUGCUACAACACCACCCAUUACUACAUUAGGGAAUGCUACAACACUACCCAUAACUACACAAGGAAAUGCUACAACGCCACCCAUUACCACUCCAGGGAUUGCUACCACACCACUAACUACACCAGGGAACACUACAACACCAUCCAUCACUACACCAGGAAACACUACAGAACCACUCAUUACUACACAAGGGAAUGCUACCACACCACUCACUACACCAGCGAAUACAACACCACCUCUAACCACAGGCAUCUCUACAAAUGGACCCAUUGUAACUACUAACCCAACUAACACCACAACACCACCAGCUACCUGCCCUGCAGUGCCCUGCCCACCCCUCAGUGUUUGUGUGAAUUCCAUCUGUCAGUGUCUGGCUGGAACAAUUCUAUUAAAUUAUACUUGUGUGGAAACUAAAACCUUCCCCAUUUCCCUUCGGGUGAACCGCACUUUUCUAAGUGCCAUGAAUGAUCCCAAUUCACUCGAAUUCCGGCAAACUGCUAACGAGAUAAUUUCUGCGGUAAAUGCAGCUCUGCAUAACCAGCAAAACUACAUUAACAGCACUGUCCUUAAGCUAACUCCUGGCAGUGUAGUGGCCUUAGUGAACAGUUUUUUUGAGCUCAAUUCUCCAGCCACCCAGGAUUCGUUUGGAACAGCCAUGGAUACUGCUAUAAAAGACUGUGGGGCAGAGAAUUGUGGCAUCCUUGCUGAUGCUCAAUACACACAAACUGAUCUCUGUCAGCAGGAGCCUUUUCCUUGCGAUGUUGUCUCUACAGUGUGUGCAACCAGAGAUGGUCUUCCUAACUGUGUCUGCAAACCUGGCUAUGUACCUAGCCCUUACCAGAGGAAGAGCUGUAAAGUCUGCCCCAGUGGACAGAAAGCACAAGGAGACAACUGUGUACCGUGUCCAUUUGGCUAUUCUGGAUUGAACUGCGAUGACUCUUCUUUGAUUGCUCUAGUGGUUGUGGCAUGUGUGUUAGGGGGAGUUCUGCUCAUUGUGAUUUUGGCUGUGCUCAUCUACCUCUGUGUGACUCAUAGGAGAAAGUCUAAGGAAAAUCUGUACAAUACACCAUACCCUGCUGAGGAGUUCCAGUCCACAUGGUCCUCUCAAGGCAUCACUCCUAUUCCUCGUGCCACUCUCAGCGCUAGUGCCAGCAAUGAGGCCAGGAUCACCACACUGGAGAUGACUGAGGGGGCAGGUAAAAGGAAUAGUAAUGGAUUGAAGAUUAGAGGAAAGAUGGGCUCGUAUGACCUCCCCACUGAUGGCCUGAAGACCUUUAUGGGAGAAUACCCAUCACGCUACUCUUAUUUGGUGGGUCAUGAAAAUCCCUACUUCCUGCCAGGAGAUGACAAGACAACCACAUGAGGAGAGUGGCAGAGGGGAGGGAUAGGAGCGUAUCAGAUACGAGUGUAUAAGAGCAAAGUUGCGAGAGGGUGCACAGGAAAAUAUGCUAUAACAACAUUAUAAAAAUGCCUUGUAUCAAAAAUAAGAAGUCUCCCUUAAGGAAUGGUAAACUGUCCAAACCCUAAAGCUGAUCACAGAUGUAAAGAAAAAGUGAUAUUUGAGAUAUCCAUCAUUUUAAACAUAAAAAAACAAAUUCCCCCAGUUUUAAUUUCCUCUCACUCAUGAUAUAAUGCUCACUUCCUAGAAGUGCAUUGAUGAUUGGGUUACUUAAACAUCAUGUACUCACUCAGCUGUUGACACUGUACAACAAAUCUGACUGAGGUGUCUUAAGUAUGAGAAUGAGUGCACUAGACAUUGAUCAACUAUUCAUCUGUUGAUAUUUGCUUUCAUUGUCUUCAUUUGUUACCUUGUUUCCUCUGCAAAGGUUUUGUUCAUGCAACAAUUAGGGUCAUUAUCUUUCAGAGCUCAUGCAUACAGUACAUUAUGUUACUAUGUUGCGACUUCAGCACAAAAUACUUUAUUAUGAAGAAUGUAAUAUUGAACAACAUUUAAAGUUUUUAACCCAAGAUACAUUAUUAUUAAGGAUUUAAUAUUAAACCACAUUUCAACAUGUUUUAUUUACCUUACCUACCGAAGCAAUAAGAGAUGGCGUACAUGAUGUAAUGCAGAAGCCAAACGUUCUAAUUGCACCAAAUCCUCACAUAUUUUAACAGCACUUUUCAGUUGACAGCAUGCCAUAUCUUAUGUUUAUGUGUGUGUGUCCAUUUAUAACUUUAAGCUAUGAUUAUGUCUAUAAGUAAGGUCUGAUACUUUCGGUUAUGAUAUAUUGUUUUAUAUACCUUCUCCAAAGAAUGAUUUUAUUUUCUAUCAGGACAUUGCAUGUCACAUGAAAUGUAUCUCUGUGUCUGACUUUGAAUAGCAGAAUUAUGCAAUAAAAGGGAGCCUUUAAAAUGCCUCUUCUAGUUGUGCCAAUGAUCAUAUUUAUUAAAAUCAGAACAUAAAGUUGUUUACUCAACUGGCUAUUUGGUUUGUAGAUACUUAUUUAUGUUUCACUGAACUACUUUCUGUACUUAAGGCUUUUGUAUAAAAAAAAAAACUGUUCUGUAUUUUGGGAAAUUAAUUAAAUUAUUAUA